CAGCGUGUGUUUGUGGGGCAGGGUGGUUGGUGUAAGCAGUCGCCGGGCGGUAGUGCUUUUUUGACCGCUUUUUUCGAGAAAGAAACUCACCACUGGCUGAAGAAACCCUCCCCCCCGGUGACGACUUUUGUGAGACAAUUCAACGCGGCGUCUGCGCCACACGUACAACCAACAAACGCAUCCAGGCUAUCAGAUACCUAGCCUGCUAGCCUCCCUAAAACUGACGGGGGUCUGAUGGUUAAUUAUCCAUCAGCUUUCAUCUUCCCGCUGCCUGGUUCUUCUCGCCGCGCGCCGGGCUUGCUUCGUGGUGCUUUGGUUUAGGUUGCGCGAGCACCGCAUACCACAGAUUUAAGACGAAAAACAAUAACGGUUCCCUCGGUUAGUGAGUGCUUCCCGAGAGAGAGAGAGAGCGAGCAGCGUCUCUGCGUUGCGUUGCUUCUGACACCAUCACACCCAUCUCUCCCCCACAGCCCCCUUCCACCCUCUUGUCCCCUCUUGUUUUUUUCCUCCACCCGAAACACUGGACAUCCACAAGCUGCCGGAGAGCGGCGAGGGGCCGGUGAAGCUGGGGGUGGUGACGGCACCGGACUCGCACGGAGUCACGACGACCACAGAGAAGCUCAGCCGUGGGGAUCCACCACCAACCAGCAGCAGCAGCAGCAGCAUGGACGGGCUGGCCGUAGAAGUUCGCGGCUCGAACGGGGCCUUCUACAAGGGUUUUAUCAAAGACGUCCAUGAAGACUCUCUCACAAUCGUUUUUGAAAACAACUGGCAGCCAGAAAGACAGCUGCCCUUCAGCGACGUUCGGUUGCCUCCUCCAGCCGACUACCACAAGGAUAUUGGUGAAGGUGAAGAAGUGGAGGUUUACUCCCGGGCCAAUGAGCAGGAGCCAUGUGGCUGGUGGCUGGCACGGGUCAGAAUGAUGAAGGGAGAGUUUUAUGUAAUAGAAUAUGCAGCAUGUGACGCCACGUACAACGAGAUCGUCACGUCGGAGCGUAUCAGGUCUCUCAACCCUAACAGUCCUGCCACUCGAAACACUUUCCACAAAGUCACCAUCCCCAUCCCAGAAGACCUGAGAGACAUAUGUUCAAACGACAGCAUUCACAAAGACUUUAGGAAAGCUAUCGGAGCCAACUGCAUCUUCUACAGCGCCCAAACACACGAACUCAUCGUGCUGUCUACAAACGAUACAACAGUGAAGCGUGCAGCUCUUCUGAGUGACAUGCAUUUUCGCAGCAUCCGUACCAAACUAAUCUUAAUGUCACGCAACGAGGAAGCCACCAAACAUCUGGAGACCAGUAAGCAGUUAGCGUCAGCAUACCAGGAGGAGGUGAGAGUCAGGGAGGACCUGAUGGGUCUUGCCAUCGGCUCCCAUGGUGCCAACAUCCAGCAGGCGAGGAAGGUUCCUGGUGUCACAGCCAUCGAGCUGGAGGAGGAGAGCUGCACGUUCAGGAUCUAUGGAGAGACCCCAGAGGCAGUGAAGCAGGCCAGAGAGUAUCUUGAGUUCAAAGAAGAUUACUUCCAGGUACCCAGGAACCUUGUUGGCAAAGUCAUCGGCAAGAAUGGAAAAGUCAUCCAGGAAAUAGUCGACAAAUCAGGUGUGGUUCGUGUCAGGAUUGAGGGCGACAACGACAAAAAGCUUCCCCGGGAGGAGGUAGGCAGGCAGGGUGCUGGCAGGGACGACACUGUCAGCAGCAAAGAGGGUAUGGUUCCUUUUGUGUUUGUGGGAACUAAGGAGAACAUCAGUAACGCUCAGGCUCUGCUGGAGUACCAUGUGUCCUAUCUUCAGGAGGUGGAGCAGUUGCGCCUUGAGCGGCUCCAGAUCGACGAGCAGCUUCGUCAGAUCGGGGUCGGGUACCGAGCUCCUCCGAGCAGAACUGGGCCGCCUGGUGCUGACCGGGAGAAAGGCUACACGACGGACGAGAGCAGCAACUCGCUCCACGCGUCUCGUACCUACGGAGGCCGCGGCAGAGGGAGACGGGCCUCCAACAGCCAGUACUCUGGAUACGGUGAGAAGAACGAAGGCACAAACUCUGAACUGUCCAAUGCUUCUGAGUCAGAGGACGUUGGUGAACGAGACCAGAGGCCCCGUGGUAUUGGUAGUGAUGAGAGGGGGUCCCGACGCGGUGGCAGGGGUCGUGGGGCCAACUCGGGUAGAGGUCGCGGAGGUCCCGGAUCUAAACCUUCCAACUCAAUCAGCUCAGUGCUGAGGGACCCGGACAGUAACCCAUACUCUCUGCUGGAGGGAGAGGGAGAGCUGGCUGAUGCAGACGUCGGCGAGGGCAUGGGAGGAGACCGCCGCAGACGAUCCCGCCGCCGCCGCAACGACCAGGAGCCCAGUGUGAUGGAUGCUGCUGUGGAGUCGGAUAGCCAAGCCGGCCCCAGCGAGAACGGGAUAGAUGAAGAAGCACGACCUCAGCGCCGCAACCGAAGCCGUCGCCGCCGGAACCGUGGCAGCCGGACAGAGGGAGGUUCAACCAGCCGUGACAGGCAGCCAGGAGAGAGCGUGACGGUUGCUGACUACAUAUCUCGUGCCGAGUCCCAGAGCAGGCAGAAUCUGCCCCAGAAGGAGAACCACGUCGAACCCAAGGAGAACGGCACCAGCGCAAAGAGCGACGAACGAACGCCCAUGAAGCRUUCUCCCAGCAAAGGCACGACCUCGGCCAGCGAGACCCUGACUCUGGUCAACGGGGUCUCAUAAGGAGACGACACCCUCCCCUCGCGUACCCAAGUCGAGCAAGACUACACGGCAAACUCUGUCCCUGCUUGCAUUAACUUAAACCUUAAACAGAAGAUCGAAACGUACCUGACAAAAUACCUGAGUUCAUCCAACGAGAGUGAAAAGUACAUAAAAAUGACCAACGCAUCUACUUAAAACCACACGUUAACGGUGUAUGCUAUCCUAUAUAUCAGUACUUAGUGCUUAUUUAAAAACACAACUAGCUUGCCAAAAAACAGCUGGUGGAUAUGACUUGAUUUCUAAAAAUACUGAAACACAUAAAACAGGACAAGACUUCUUUUUUUUGUUUUUUUAAACGGUUGUCUUUAUUCGUGUCCUCCUUAUUUUGAUGUUAAUUUAGUUCAUUGUUUAUCACUGGUUUGGACUCGGCGGUUGCUCUCUGAACCAAAACAACAGCGCCUCUGUAUUUAAGAGAGACGCGAGCUGUAGGCAUUUGAGCAAAGACGGUCCAAAGGCUGAUGUGAGGCAAUGUUCACACGCCGAAGAUGGACAGAUGGGAAUAUUGAUAGACAUUGUGCCUUGAAUUUGAAAAAAAAAUCUAAUAAACACUUGAGGUUUUUUUUUCCAUUCAGUUUGUUUUUUUGUUUCCUGGGAGGAAGAAAAGGGGAGGAAGUAUUCUUCCUUUUUUUAAUCUUUAAUUUUUGUUUUGAAGGAACAGACCUGUGAGGGAGUGACCAGAGAUAAAAAGUGGCAGGCCAACAUGAGGGAAGCAAAGUCUGGUGCCAAAACUAAAAUCCAAGCUGCUUGUUCUGAUUAGAGGGACAGUGGAAGCCCAGUUAAGAUGACCUUAAAACUAAACCACGAGGGGCACGAACACAAAGCCUGGGGGUGGGGGGGUCACGCUAUGUUGCCACCCUCUGUUAUUUUUUUAUAAAGUCUUUGGCGGGUCUCAGUCUGAGCCCGUACAGCAGCAGACUUGACAGUAUUUGACUCAGAGGUGGCAGCCAUGUUGGCUUCUUCAGGAAGCUCCAAACGCACGAGAGGCCCACGCCUCCUCCGUGCCGAGCGCGGCCGGCGUAGGGGGGAGGGAGGGGAGGCCAGGCGGCUGCAGGUUGUGAGAUUGGAACAGCUUCAAAAGAAAUGAGAGCUACAUGACACUCAGGCCCUAAUUUUACAGGUACACACACCCACACACACACACACACACAGGUGAGACACCAGGGGAUUCCACUGUGUGGCGCAAAGUGCCGCAGUGAAAACUGGAAGCGAAGGUGUCCGUCCUGUACCUGGCAGUUUUGGGGUCAACGCGAUGGAGUAAGAGACGGACUGGAAACCUCAGUGGCUCUCUGCUCGUGUUGUUACUGUUGUGUUGGUUACUGCUCUCCAUUUCCUUUUUUGUUGCUAUUUCCACAUCUUUAGAAAGUAUGAAAUAAAAUAUUCAAGUGAAAUCAAUCCUUUUUGUGGAAAUGAGCUGUGAUUUCUUUGUCUCGUUGUUUUUCGUUUGUUUUUGGGGUUUUUUUCUAACCUGCAUGGUGUUUUAGUGAGGGGUAGGUGGUGCCUGUCCAGUGCAUGAAGAAAGGGUGUUAAUAAUCAGCUUAACAAAAACCAUCGUUUCAUUUAGAACUGCUGCUAACCUCACACGUUGAAUGUCCAACUAAUGUAGAAACUGUUUUGGGAAGAGCGCUUUGGAACACUUUUCCCUCCCCAUCUUUUUUUAUUUUUAAUUUUUUUAUCGUCUUUCUCAGAAGAUCUGUGUCCGUGAGCUUUUUGGAGUCUGGCGAGUGUUAAACUCCGAGGACAACAUUGUGCAUGAUGGCAAACAUCCACAUGACCAAAGUUUUGAGAGACAGACAAAAGGGAGUGUGGUUGAUUUGAGAUGAACCCUCCACCCCCUUUCCCCCUCUGCUGCUGUUGUACAUUUCUGCUCACUUAUUUGUAGAGGAUGAACGAGAUCUUAAGUUUGGUUUAGUUGUGUGAGUGUGUGUUUGUGUGCGUUUGCCUUUAUACCUCAUUGUGUUAAGUACUGUAUUCCUUUCUGUCUAUCCGUCACGCUGUUGAAAGACUGCUCGGUGUGUUUGUGUGUGUGCUGGUUGUACAGUUGUCUCCUCACUGUCAGAUUGUGUCUCACUCAUGUUCUGAUGGCAAUAAAGGACUUUUCAUUGUUUUGUAAA
Molecule: messenger RNA, 4851 nt
Organism: Austrofundulus limnaeus
Lineage: Eukaryota; Metazoa; Chordata; Actinopteri; Cyprinodontiformes; Rivulidae
Gene: fxr2
Product: FMR1 autosomal homolog 2
Exons: 17
Coding region: 665-2701 (678 amino acids)
Biological process (GO): regulation of mRNA stability; positive regulation of long-term neuronal synaptic plasticity; animal organ development
Cellular component (GO): cytoplasmic stress granule; neuron projection; nucleus
Molecular function (GO): translation regulator activity; mRNA 3'-UTR binding
Source: RefSeq, a predicted model, not a curated record